ACUGCUGGAGCGUGUUCAAAUCUUUCAUGGCUCUUUCGCCUUCUGUGUUCGACUGCUCCAAUGGAAAAGGCACCCAGAUACGGUAGAGCUUUCGAUGCUCACAAUUUCACAAUAAAAGCAUCGCCUGCACAAUAUCAAAUUCAAAAACUCGAUCUACGAUGGUAGCCCACGUCCUCAAGUUUGUCAAACGCCACAGCAGCCUUCUGCUCAAUGUCCGCCAAAGCUUAAGACUGAGCAGCCGAGAACUAGACAACAGCAACCAAAAGAUUGACAAUCAUCCAACCCAGUAUGACACAAUGCCACGUCGCAAUCAUCAGUGUCCACAGCAGCACACAAUGCUCCUAGAUCGUCUGGGUGGCAUGCUGGCCUUACAGAGUAUCAUGCAGGAUUUCAGUAGUCGUGUUGCUACAGAUGCCAGCCUCGCUCACUUCUUCCAAGGGGUUGACUUUAGAGUCUUGUCAAGGCACCACAAGAUGUUCUUUGCCAUGGCAUUUACAGAGGCACCAGACAGUGCCACCCUGGAAGAUGUCAUGAGAAGACGGCACCAACACUUGUUUGCCCAAGGGUUGAAUGAACAUCACUUUGAUGUGGUGGCUGGGCAUCUCAUUGACUCUCUGGCGGCCCGUGGCUUUCAGGAAGAUAUCAUGGAAGAGGUGGCGGCCAUCAUGUCACCCAUGAGACAGACAUUCAUUGAUCUGGCGAGAGAAGCAGCAAUGCUUCAGGACGGCUCUGAGGACGAGUCUUGCGUAGAACAGAUUAGAACCGAACAACAGCCCACCAGGGAAUGAACCGACUGUUGCGCCCCAACAGAGAAACUUACUUCCCGAGCAGCUAUCAAAAACAUAGAUCACCAAUAGAACAUGCAUAAGAAUAGAACAACCAACAUAGAAUUCAAGCGAACAGAAUAGGGAGGCAAUGAGAAGUGCUGGAAAGUCGUACCGGUACGGUGAGAAAC
Messenger RNA from Seminavis robusta, 955 nucleotides. Lineage: Eukaryota; Bacillariophyta; Bacillariophyceae; Naviculales; Naviculaceae. The record is from the annotation of a GenBank genome assembly.